Messenger RNA from Rhinocladiella mackenziei CBS 650.93, 1590 nucleotides. RefSeq lists its product as uncharacterized. The coding region runs from base 1 to 1590 and encodes 529 amino acids. Gene Ontology annotation, molecular function: serine-type carboxypeptidase activity. The transcript has 6 exons. The record is from RefSeq and is a predicted model, not a curated record. Gene Ontology annotation, biological process: proteolysis. NCBI's taxonomy places the organism in Eukaryota, Fungi, Ascomycota, Eurotiomycetes, Chaetothyriales, Herpotrichiellaceae.
AUGUUUCAACAGUGGACGAAUAUCCUACUUUUUGGAAGCUUCUUGCUAGCCACCGUUUCAGGCCGCCAUCGAGAUGUCGCUCAAAGAAGAGGUUUUACACCGCAGGCACUGGAAGAUUUGCGAGCCAGGUCAUUAUAUGGCCGAACUACCCCACCUUCCGAAAGACAGUAUUACACCAAUGAUACCAAGAAAUACUUCGUGGAAUCCUUGCCCGAUAUCCCUCAAAGCUUCAUGACGGAAAUGUACAGCGGAGUCAUUCCUCUGAAUAUGUCUGAUGACAGUCGGGGACUAUUUUUUGUCUUUCAACCUCGAGUCGGAAACCCUGUUGAAGAAAUUACCGUCUGGUUCAAUGGUGGGCCAGGCUGCAGCUCUCUGGAAGGAUUCUUCCAAGAAAACGGACUGAUUCAGUGGAGCUGGGGUCAAUACUCUCCUCAAAUCAAUCCUUAUUCUUGGGUCAAUUUAACCAACAUGCUUUGGGUCGAAUAUCCAGUGGGUGUGGGAUUUUCUCCAGGGAAACCGACCGCCACAAAUGAAGAAGAACCGGCUGAGGAGUUUGUCCAAUUCUUCAGGAACUUCCAGGAAAUUUUCAACAUCAGCGACUACAAGAUUUACGUCACGGGAGAGAGCUAUGCCGGACGAUAUGUUCCAUACGUCGCCAAUGCAAUGCUGGAUCAAAAUGACAUCACUCACUUCAAUGUUUCCGGCGCUCUCGUCUACGACCCGUGCAUCGGGUCAUUCGACUACGCCAACGCUCUCUCCGUAUACCCCUUCGUCGAGCAAAACAACAACAUCCUCGGCUUCAACCAGUCGUUCCUCUCCAUGCUCGCCAAACGUGACCAACAGUGCGGUUAUGCCCAAUACCGCCAGGAGUUCCUGCACUUUCCGCCAAAUGGGACCCAGCCACCAUUGUAUCUCAACACCACCGCGGAUCCCGACUGCGACACCUGGGACAUGGUCUACAUUAACGCAUACGGCGUCAACCCAUGCUUCAAUGUCUACGAGCCGAACCUGCAGUGUCCGUUACUCUCAGACCCUUUGGGCUUUCCCACCGACUUGAUCUACUCGUACCCCGGUCUGCCUCCUUACUUCAACCGGACGGAUGUGAAGAAGGCGAUGCACGCGCCCCUGACGACAGAUUGGGAAUUGUGUACUGGACCGGUCUUCGUGGGGGAUGGCGGACCAGAGGGUUAUGAUGACCUGAGCCCGGAUCCAUUGCAGGGCGUCCUGCCUCGAGUCAUCGAAGCCACUAAUCGUGUCCUGAUCUCUAAUGGCGCACUGGACCUCGAUAUCCUCACCAAUGGCACCAUGCUCGCGAUCCAAAACAUGACCUGGAACGGCAAGAUGGGGUUCCAAUCCCAACCAUCCAAGCCCAUCAUCAUCAAGCUUCUGGACCUCCAAUACCAGGAAGUCUUUGACUCAAGCGGCUUCGAGGGCCUCGACGACUACCAGGGCGUCAUGGGCGUGCAACAUUACGAGCGCGGCUUGAUGUGGGCGGAAACGUAUCUGAGUGGACAUAUGCAGCCGCAGUUCCAGCCUAGGAGCACCUACCGACAUCUGCAGUGGUUGUUGGGCAGGAUUGAUGCACUUUGA